AGGUGAGGUGAGGUGAGGUGAGGUGGGGGCCUUCGAGGUGAGGCCUGGCGCUGGGGCAGGACCACGCCGCUCCCCAGAGGCUGCGUGCAGGGGUGGCGGGAGCACCCCAGGAGGGGCCGGGCUGGCCCUGAGGCACCUCGGAGGGAAGAAGGGGUGUCAGGCCUUCGCCAGGCUGCCAGCCUGCCUCUGCACGGAGCUGAGGAUGGGGUGAGAGCGGGAGGAACGUUUUGUAAACCACCGGUGGUUCCAGCUCUUCACCGAAAUCUUUGCAGUGUCGAGGUGGCAUCCUCACGGAGGACAGGGAAGCAAAGUUAGAAAGGUGCAGAGGGCUCUGCUGCGUUGAAAGGGGUUUCCUAAGCUAGAUGCUCCUUCCUGCAUGUUUGGUGUGGCAUAGGGUCAGGCUGGGCGCACAACUCGAGUACAGCCAGGUGACACCGCCAGCUUCAGUACUGCCAGCUGGCUCACUUCUCUCCCCAGCAAGGAGAGCCCUUCACUUGGUUGCAUGAUGGUCCUGCGCAAGACAUGCGUAAGAGCUGAGCACCUCUUUGCCACCUGUUUGUAGAAGCACAACAGGAAAACGUUUGCUGCACCAGAGACCUUAUUAACGUAAGGCAGAAAGCAAAAGAAUGGUGCGUAAAGCACCCCAGCUGUCUGACCACUGCUGAAUCUUUGUAAGAUGCCUCGCACCCAAAAUAUGAGACUCGCACUGUUUACAGUCUGUUCUGUCAAGAGAGUUGUGGUUGUGGAAGACAUAAAACGAUGGAAGUCUAUGCUUGAGCUUCCUGGGCAACCAAAAGAGAAUCUGAUCGAAGCUUUGGAGGAGCUGAAGAAGAAAAUACCUUCCAAGGAAGUGUUACUUUCAACAAAAAUAGGUCACACAGUGAAUAAGAUGCGCAAACAUUCAGAUCACGAUGUGGCCAGCCUCGCCAAAGAUAUUUACACGGAGUGGCGAACUUUCAUCAAAGACCAUUCAAACAAGCCCUCAAUAGAGGUCAGAAGCGAUCCCAAGACCGAGGCUUUCAGAAAGAAUGCACGGAAGCUGCUUUGUGAAGCCCUGGAUCUAGAGCACGAGCCUGACGUGGGGGAGCAGACCAGCUACCACAUCUACGACGUGAGGCCGGACACUGCCUACGUCCUGAUGGUUCGUUGCAAGAGCGCAGAGGGGAACGGCUUCUGGAGCGAGUGGAGUGCCCCAGCCAGCGUGAGCUCGGGGACCGCCGGCACCCACAGCGAGAGCACGCACCCCACGGCAGCGGGGCCGACCCCGGUCCCGGCUCCCCUUCCCACCCCGGGCACCACCGGUGUCACCGCAGAAAGCUUUACCGAGUAUUACAUAGAAUAAACCACCAAAGGGUAGUUGCCUGGUACAGGGUGAGCACCCGGCUGGUGCUCAGGAAGCUUUUGUCUUUCUUUCUGCAGCCACCAAAGUAACACACUGGCUGUUUUAUUUUCAUUUUCAGAGAAAUACAUGAGUCAGCAGAACCUCACUGCGCCCCUCAGGCCACAUAAAUCUCAAGCGAGCAGAGCAUGCGACGCUUCUGCUUAAGAAAGCAUCCGGACAUCUUUUGUUUUUUUCCAAGCAUGGAAACCUGGGGUUUAUAAAGCAUUCCUGGAAGGAGAGGGAGCCGAGCUACCUGUCACAGCCAAAGCGUUGCUUUGGAAAGGAGAAGCCCCUCAAACGGCCAGCUCCUGCACCGUGACCCCCAGGGCUGGGUUUGCAGCCCCUGACCGGUGGCAGCCAUCUGCCUGCAGGAGCAGGGCCAGACCUGGUGUGCUGAGCUCGUGUGACCAGCCAAGCACCCGCUUCUUAAUUACAGCGCCGCAGCCAGAGGGGUCCUGUCCCUCUCCCCACGCCAGCAGCCCGACGGUGUGUGCAGCCAGGCAGCCGUGCACGAGCAACCCGGAGAGCCCCCGAGCUCUACCCUGCGCUGCAGGGACAGACCAGCGUCCCUGGAGGGCUCCAGCACGGCCACCGAGGGGUCACCCAGCACGGCCACCGAGGGGUCACCCAGCCCCGAUCGAUCCCCGGAGCUCACCCAGCUGCGACGCUGCUUGACCUCUUGCCUCCCUCGCACCAGGUAGCUCCAGAGGACUGGAGACCAGCGAUGCCAGUACAGGCAAACUGGCACCCUGCCUGCGCCACGCUUCUUCCCAGCCCCACGGUGCCCUGCCUGCCUGCCCGUGGCUUUGGGGGCAUCAGAGACACUUUGAGCAAGACGGGGUUCAGCUGCAGGGCUGGGUUCAGCUGUGUUGAGUUUCCAUCCUCAGCAGAGCUCUCCUGCC
Messenger RNA from Aquila chrysaetos chrysaetos, 2283 nucleotides. RefSeq names its product transcription elongation factor A N-terminal and central domain containing 2 (gene TCEANC2). The record is from RefSeq and is a predicted model, not a curated record. NCBI's taxonomy places the organism in Eukaryota, Metazoa, Chordata, Aves, Accipitriformes, Accipitridae. Gene Ontology annotation, biological process: DNA-templated transcription. The transcript has 4 exons. Gene Ontology annotation, cellular component: nucleus. Bases 677 to 1342 code for a protein of 221 amino acids. Gene Ontology annotation, molecular function: protein binding.